This is a messenger RNA of Sphaeroforma arctica JP610, 1567 nucleotides long. RefSeq lists its product as hypothetical. NCBI's taxonomy places the organism in Eukaryota, Ichthyosporea, Ichthyophonida. The record is from RefSeq and is a predicted model, not a curated record. The annotation marks the transcript as partial. The transcript has 3 exons.
AGGUAAACACCACUUCACCGACCAGAGCGCAUAUCUUUUAUCCGAAGACCUCGCCGAGAUACCCAAAUCUGGGUUACGGAAUGUCAUCUACUGUCCUCUGACCCAAAAUAAAAAGCUGCCAGACUGCGACCCGCACAGUGAGGAUUACGCCAGCCUGAAUUUCCAAUACAAGGCUUCUCAGUAUGACUUGCUCGCGGAUCUGGCCAAGACCAACCUGCACGACUCACUAUCAACCAUUGUGGAGGGGAUGGACAGGUCACUGGGCCAAAAGACUAAGUGAAUAGUACAUCCAAAUCACCAACCCAAACCAAUCCACAGUCAUACUGGAUGCGUCGGCUGCCUUGACAUUCCUGACAGCAGGUUGCUCAUACUAGCGGGUAUGGCAACUAUAUAUAUGUUAUUAACUGUAUGGAUGUGCAUACGGCAAGCAUGCUCCCGUCACCAGCAAUGUAGCACUUUAACGGAUCGUUCCAGUAUAGGUCCUUACCUUAGUGGUGCUGCAACGCCAUGAGGAAUGGCGAAGGCCAGGAACAGUGGCGGAUGACCUUUUUUUAACCAUGUUGCAGACCGCUGCCGCGCAUUGGGAUUGUAAGUGCGGCUGAAUCAUCCGGACCUUUACGAGUGUGUUGUUAUAGCGGGUGCAUACCCAACACGCCCUACAUACAUACAAACUUAGUGCACCGUCCAUGCUUCUAUCAUUGUUCUCAGUGCCCGGUACGCAGAACUCCUACAGCAAACACUACAACGCCGUCGCCUCAGACAGUGGUCUGUGUCUGGCAGCGUUGUCUGGAAUAACGUUGUCACAUGUGCGUAGUAUUUUGCACGAGUGAUAAGUUCGGGUCCAUGUGGGCAAGAACCAAUUGCCAGAGCAACUAGCCGGGUAUUACAACUACAGACAGUACGACAUCUCAGAGUUAGUGUGUGGUAUAAUGCCGUAACUCAAACUUGAGGCUCUGGCAAGGAAUACCUAUUUGUCAGGACAGCGGGUUACGCAAUAUUUUAAAUAUAGCCAAUGUUUCUACUUGAUGGGACCAGUGUCUAGUAUGUUGUAGAUACGAGAACUUGGGGAACAAUUAAGCAAUAAUUGGAUGCCAGAGGAACAAUCGACGUGGUGUAUGUGCAGGUCAAUCCACUGUUCGAUGGCACCAAUGCGGAGUAUAUUGCUGUCAUUAUAACUUGGGGACCAAGUUUGCAAUGCGAAAGUAUCAAGCUAUAUAGCGAAAGCACGAGCGACUCGACACAGUGAAUCUCUAGGCCUUGCGGAAGUUUGAAGCCAGGCCAGACCGACUGAUGUGUAUGACCAUUUCUGAGAUGGGGUAUUCACUGAGCACAAUUCCCUCUGACGAACUUUUAUACACCGAUGUGUAUUGAUAUUGAUAUUAAAUAUAUAUGUGUAUAUACACAUCCGUAAGUUAUACAUUUGCGAUUAUAUAUUGAAGCGACCGUGAUUUAACACUCCAAUAUAAGUCAGUGUUAAUCUCUGACAAUGUUUCGCAUGCGAAAGGCAAGACACUAUCUCUAAUAGUAGGGUUUAGUCUAUUCGACCUAUCUUAAGGUCCGAUUUGUC